AAAUACAGCGCCCUCAGUCGACGGCAACGGCCGGCCGAUUGGCAUGAUCAGUGUGCGACUGCGACAUACUGCUGUGAUCCCGGAUGAACAAAAAACUGAUACAUUUUAUCAAUGGGGUAUCUUACGCAAGGAGAUCUAAGCAUUGACAGUUGACUGGAAUUGAGGACUGCAGCUUUUAGACGAACUGUGGAAACACUAUCAAAGAUGGCUGGCAAUUUCUGGCAGAGUUCCCACUGCCACCAGUGGAUACUAGACCCUCAGAUCCUGAUGAGAGACAGACAAAAAGACCUGACCAUUGUUUCGGAGGAGGAGUACCAGAAAGUCAUGAUCUUCUAUUGUAACAUUAUGCAGGCUAUUGGAGAGCAGCUGAAAGUCAGGCAGCAGGUUAUAGCCACAGGCAUGGUCUACUUCAAGCGCUUCUAUGCCAAACAUCCUCUUAACAGCAUCGACCCUUUGUUGGUGGGCCCAACAAGUAUAUUCUUGGCAUCCAAGGUGGAGGAGUUUGGUGUUAUAACAAGCAGCAGGCUCAUGAAUGCAUGCCAGUCAGUAGUGAAGAAGUUUGGCUAUGCUAUUCCAAACCAGGAGUUUCCCUUCAGAAUGAAUCAGGUCUUAGAGUGUGAAUUUUUCCUACUUGAAAUAAUGGACUGCUGUUUGAUUGUAUUCCAUCCGUACCGACCCCUCAUGCAGUAUGUAGCUGACUUGGGCCAAGAGGACAUACUGCUGCCAUUAGCAUGGCGUAUAGUCAACGACAGUCUCAGAACAGACGUGUGCCUGUUGUAUCCACCAUAUCUCAUUGCUCUAGCUUGCCUGCACAUGGCAUGCGUAAUUUCCCAGAAGGACACCAAGCACUGGUUUGCGGAGCUGAAUGUGGACUUGGACAAGGUACUGGAGAUCACCCAGCAGAUUUUGAAAUUGUAUGAACUCUGGAAGAGCUACGAUGAGAAGAAAGACAUCCCGGCAUUACUGGCUAAGGUCCCCAAGGCACAACUGCAACCGCCCCCAUCACAGAGUGAGCAGAGUCAAGGUGGUGCUGGCGAUUCAUGACAGUGAACUUGAUUCCCUGCUUAAGAUGGGUAAAGCUUCAUCAAGGCACGCACUUGUACAGCAACAAGAUGCAUAAUGCUAUCAGAUUGACGGCUCGGAGUUGGUGACGUACUGCUGGUUAGAUUAUUGUCAUACUACUCAAAAUGGGGGUUUCAGUGCUGGAGAUAGCAAAAUGCACAGACACGAUUGCUAUGAUUGAGAUUACUGCAGGAGGACUGUGUGAUCAUCAGUGUAAGAAUAUUGCUGCCUUAGUAUUAACAUUUAUUUAAAAUUACUUUAUAAAUACAGUUGACUCUUGUUAAUAUAAACUCUGUUAAUACAGAUUUUGUUUAUAGCAAACAUAAAGCCUUGGUCAUGACUGCUUUAUGUGCACAAUGAAUGGUAUCCUUGCUCCUCUUAAUACAAAAUUCUGAUACAGCAAACAUUUUGACUAGGUCCGAUCGAGUUUGUAUUAACAAGAUACAACUGUAUUAGGAACAGAUUAGAAAAGUAGAAGUGCAAGCUGUUCUUUGAUGAGUUAGUGAUGGCCCAUCACAAAAACCACUUCAUUAAAUACUUGUAAAUAGAACAAAUUUGUGAGAAGAGGUUUGUAUAGUGUGUAUAGCUGGCAAUGAUGGUUAAGUAAGGUUUGUGAGAAAUUUUUAUGUAGCCUGUAUAUAUGCACUCAAAGAGGAGUAUGGGGUCAAGUUACCUGUGCGUGUGCAAACUGCAAGCCAUAGAGUUAUAUUUAAAAAACUAGAGAGCGCACGUGCCGACAUGGACACGCAGCCGCCAUACUAAAAGGGGGAACAAGUACUGUGAGUUCCUGAUUGCACUUUGCACAUGACUGAAUGCUGACCCAUACAACUUUAAAAAAGAAAUUCUGUGCCAUUUCUAAACCCUAACCUUUCUAUAUCCUUCAAAAUAUACUUGCAGGUUAGGGGAAACAUGAGAAAGGUGCAGCCUGGUCACUUUUAGUUUACACGGGGCUUGAUACCACAUUAAAGUUUGGGUAGAUGUACUAAAGUUCUCGGCAAAAUUAUUACUCCUAGUUUUAUUUUGUUUCCCUUGAUAUUGUCUUCAUUUCAAAUCAUUCGGACUCCACUUUGUUUGUAUCCAUCAAACCAGGGUGUCCAAUU
This is a messenger RNA of Patiria miniata (bat star), 2162 nucleotides long. Its product is annotated as cyclin-C-like. Gene Ontology annotation, cellular component: mediator complex; nucleus. Gene Ontology annotation, molecular function: cyclin-dependent protein serine/threonine kinase regulator activity. The record is from RefSeq and is a predicted model, not a curated record. The coding region runs from base 205 to 1044 and encodes 279 amino acids. The transcript has 13 exons. Lineage: Eukaryota; Metazoa; Echinodermata; Asteroidea; Valvatida; Asterinidae. Gene Ontology annotation, biological process: positive regulation of transcription by RNA polymerase II.